CCAUAUUGUUAAAAAUGCCAGUAUCUAUUAUCGAUGCGUUUGAAUUAAAUGUAACAUCGAUUGCAUCGCGCCUCGCGAUCACGUGAUUUGAUCUUCCGCGUCCCAUGAGGUCGGGACGCGAGGAUGCUCCGGAGGUGGUUGAUGCUGAAUUUCAUCUACGUGUUGACCUCGAAAUGAGGCGCGGUGCGUAUUACGCGCUGAGAAAUGCCUUCAGGCUGGACUCUGGAGGGGUGCGGCGUAUCACGACACGUCGUUUAAUUUCUGUGUGAACGGCGAUGUUGCUUAAGAGAAAAAGUAAACAAUUACGGAUGUCAAGCGUCCUACUCCCGUCACGCUGAGAGGCCCAUGGGAACAAAAUAACGGAAGCGAAGCUUCUUCACGCGGUUUCUCUUGCAUCGUCCAGCAAUGGCGCAAUUCAAGAAGGAAACCAAGAACUUGGAAGUUAUUGUAAAAAGUCUCAUAGCCGGUGGUGUUGCUGGAGUGUGCGCCAAAACGGCCGUGGCCCCGUUAGAUAGAAUGAAGAUCUUGUUGCAAGCACAGCACGAGCAUUACAAACAUCUCAAUGUCUUCUCCGGACUGAUGGAGAUUGUGUGGCGUGAAGGUUUCUGUGCCUUGUACAAGGGCAAUUUCGUCCAGAUUAUCAGGGCUGUACCCUACGCAGCGAUACAGUUCACAGCGUUUGAACAGUACAAGAAGCAUUUAGGAUUGCUCAGGGAAGGCUCGCACAUAGACGGAUUCUUAGCCGGGGCCGCUGCCGGUGCGACGGCAGCCACGAUCACGUAUCCGCUCGACACGAUCAGGGCGAGAUUAGCCUUCCAAGUCACCAGUAAUACGCUUUACGCUGGAAUUAUACACGCCACCGUUAAGAUGUUCAAGGAGGAAGGAGGUUUUCGGGCGUUCUACAAAGGAUUCUGGCCGAACAUGCUCGGCAUGAUACCGUCCGCGGGAUUUACCUUCUACACGUUCGAGAAGCUCAAGUACCUGUGCAUGAAAUACGCGCCGCACUAUCUGUGUUCGAAGCAUAAAACGAAUACUGGCGGUGGUUUCAUGUUGACCAUACCGGCGAAACUCCUCUGCGGCGGUGCUGCCGGCGCGGUGGCGCACAUUUUUUCCUACCCCUUAGACGUCACGAAGAGACGCAUGCAAUUGGCUAUGAUGAAUCCAGCCACACACAAGUACGCAAUGGGCAUGUGGUUCACUAUUAAGAUGAUAUACGUCGAGGACGGCAUUACGAAGGGCUUGUACCGCGGAAUGAGCAUAAAUUUCCUGCGGGCUGUUCCGUUUAUGGCGGUCGGCUUCGCGACGUUCGAGCUGAUGAAGCAGACGCUAGAUUUAGACACAGGGAUGAAAGUGUAAUUAGAUAAGAUAGAGACCAACUAUUUUUGAUACAUGACGUAUUCUACGCGUUCUCGUAAAAGGGCACAACGAAAAUAGUACAUGCCAAGGUAAUGCUCGAGAUGUUUUGUAUUACCUUGAUGUCCAUGUGUACUACAAAAUGACAAAAUAUUAGUACAAAUAUCUGAAGUAUUUUGAGUAUUUUUAGGUUUCUGAUACGCGAAAAGAUACUAAGAAAGAUAAAUAUAUAACAAUAAUAAUUAUACAUAUGUACUUAAAGAUCUUACGUGAGUGUUUUACAUAUUACUUCCGGUUAUUGAUAUUUAAUUGAUUACUUAUAUCAUGAAUUGUGAUGCUUUAGAUAAGGCAUUUUCCAUUUAUUAUUCAUAUGUACAACUUUAUAGAUAUUUAUAAAUGUAUUAAUUAUUAAGUUUUUUGAUAAUUAUUAUUUGUUAAUAAUUUGUUAAUAAUUAUUACUUGACCAAACUACAUGAUAGAUAAUAAUGAUGGAUCAGUAUUUAAAACAUACCCGUUUAAGUUUUAUCUGUAAUUGUAUUCAGGACAGCUUGCUCAUAAUGCAAGUGGUGAUAAGAGUGACUCAAUGAAAAUACAUGCGUUGAUAAACUGGAAAAAAGCUAACAAAAUUUAAUAAAUUGUUAUUUAAAUAUUAAUAUAUUAUACAUGUAGACUGAUAAGAGGCACUGUAUACUUAAUGAAAAACAAAGAUUUAAAAUAAACAGAAAAAUAUUUUUAUAGAUAUUA
Molecule: messenger RNA, 2097 nt
Organism: Ooceraea biroi (clonal raider ant)
Lineage: Eukaryota; Metazoa; Arthropoda; Insecta; Hymenoptera; Formicidae
Product: graves disease carrier protein
Biological process (GO): transmembrane transport
Cellular component (GO): mitochondrial inner membrane
Source: RefSeq, a predicted model, not a curated record